UAUUGCUCCCUCACACGUAGUCCCUUAGGUAAGCUGGUUUUGUAAUUGUUCUUUUACCCCUGCCUUCUAACUGCACCUCUGCAUUCAUAUCUGCACUUGGCUCUUGACUUGUUGUUCCUUGCAUUCUGCUAUCAACGAAGUUGGAUACUUCGACCUCGUCGUUAAGGUUUACUUCAAAGGGUUGCACCCUAUGUUCCCCAACGGUGGGAUCAUGUCUCAAUAUUUGGACUCUCUCCCCAUUGGUUCUGUCUUGGACGUGAAGGGCCCACUUGGCCACAUUGAAUACACUGGAAGAGGAAACUUCCUCGUUCAUGGGAAGCCAAGGUUUGCCAAGAGACUAGCCAUGUUGGCUGGUGGCACCGGAAUCACACCCAUUUACCAAGUGGUUCAAGCCAUUCUAAAGGACCCAGAGGACUGCACCGAGAUACAUGUGGUUUAUGCGAACCGAACCCAGGAUGAUAUAUUGCUGAGGGAAGAGCUUGAUGAGUGGGCUAAGAAGCAUGACAGGUUGAAGGUGUGGUACGUGGUACGAGAAAGCAUAAGAGAAGGGUGGGAAUACAGUGUGGGGUACAUCACGGAAAGUAUCAGGAAGGAGCAUAUUCCAAACGCAUCUCCUGAUACCUUGGCGUUGACUUGUGGACCACCCCCCAUGAUUCAGUUCACGGUGCAGCCGAAUUUGGAAAAGAUGGGCUACGACAUCCAGAACAACUUGCUCGUGUUUUAGGGGACUAAGGUAGAAGAUUGUAUAUGUGU
Messenger RNA from Glycine soja, 753 nucleotides. RefSeq names its product inducible nitrate reductase [NADH] 1-like. NCBI's taxonomy places the organism in Eukaryota, Viridiplantae, Streptophyta, Magnoliopsida, Fabales, Fabaceae. The record is from RefSeq and is a predicted model, not a curated record. The transcript has a single exon. Bases 191 to 724 code for a protein of 177 amino acids. Gene Ontology annotation, molecular function: nitrate reductase (NADH) activity; FAD binding. Gene Ontology annotation, biological process: nitric oxide biosynthetic process; nitrate assimilation.